AGGUCCACGAUGGGCUUCCUGGAAUAUUGGUGUGUUUAUUUGCAUCAGAUGUGCUGGAAUUCAUAGAAAUCUUGGGGUUCAUAUAUCCAGGGUCAAAUCAGUCAACCUAGACCAAUGGACACCAGAACAGAUACAGCAGCUGGAAUCCAAAAGAUCUUGAAAGCAGUCCUGAAAGGCUUGCUGCUAUGCAAGAAAUCCUGGUGGCUUUUGAGAGGAAGAUAGAGAAUUAUUCUGGAAAAUGUCCAGUGAUAGUGGAGUGCAUGCAAGAAAUGGGAAAUACUAAAGCAAGACUACUAUAUGAAGCCAAUCUUCCAGAGAAUUUUCGAAGACCACAGACAGAUCAAGCGGUGGAGUUUUUCAUCAGAGAUAAAUAUGAGAAGAAGAAAUACUACGAUAAAAAUGCUAUAGCUGUUACAAAUAGUUCUUCCUCUGAUGCUCCUCUUCAGCCUCUGGUGUCCUCUCCUUCCAUGCAAGCUGCUGUUGAGAAAAACAAACUAGAGAAAGAAAAGGAAAAAAAAAAGGAAGAGAAAAAGAAAGAAAAGGAGCCAGAAAAGCCUGCAAAGCCACUUACCACUGAAAAGAAAAAAGAAGAUCAACAAUUAGAGCCUAAAAAAAGUACCAGCCCUAAAAAAGCUGCAGAACCCACUGUUGAUCUUCUAGGACUUGAUGGUCCUACUGAGGCAGCAGUGACCAAUGGAAACACAGCCACAGUGCCAGCCCUGAAUGACGACCUGGACAUCUUUGGACCGAUGAUUUCUAAUCCCUUACCUGCAACUGUCAUGCCCUCGGCUCAGGGGGCAUCUUCUGUACCAGCAGCUGCAUCCUUGUCUACAGUGACAUCUGGGGAUCUUGAUCUGUUCACCGAGCAAGCUACAAAAUCAGAAGAAGUAGCAAAGAAACAACUUUCUAAAGACUCCAUCCUCUCUCUCUAUGGUACAGGAACCAUUCAACAACAAAGUACUCCUGGUGUGUUUAUGGGACCCACAAAUAUGCCAUUUACCUCACAAGCACCAACUGCAUUUCAAGGUUUUCCAUCAAUGGGUGUACCUGUGCCUGCAGCUCCUGGCCUUAUGGGAAAUGUGAUGGGACAGAGUGCAAGCAUGAUGGUGGGCAUGCCCAUGCCCAAUGGGUUUAUGGGAAAUGCACAAACUGGUGUAAUGUCUCUUCCUCAAAAUGUGGUUGGCCCACAAGCAGGAAUGGUGGGACAGAUGGCUGCACCCCAGAGUAACUUUGGCCUGCCACAAGCGCAGCAGCCUCAGUGGAGCCUCUCACAGAUGAAUCAACAAAUGGCUGGCAUGAGUAUCAGUAGUGCAAACCCUACAUCUGGUUUCGGCCAGCCCCCCAGCACAACAGCAGGAUGGUCUGGGAGCUCUUCGGGUCAGACCCUCAGCACACAACUGUGGAAAUGAAAACUGUAACACAAGUCUCAUCCAGAACUAAUACCUGACAUUCCUUGCUAAAAUGCAUCUAGUUCCUGUUUAGUCCAUGUACAUAUGUAAAUUUUUUUCUUUUUCCCCAUUUGUUCACAUUAAGAAUUAUCUGACUUUGUUGGUCUGUUCUGAUUAAAUUUAAUGUGGUGAAAAGCGGGAUGAAAAACCAUUUUAUGUCCAGGGCAGCUUUACUCAUUUUUCCCAUGAUUUCAUAAACUGCAUUAUUUGAGAAGCUGCUCAGUCAACUCGCAUAAUCAGUUUUACUCUCAAUAAAAUUAUAGCUCUAAUGUUUGCAUAUAAGGGAAGUAGAUAUCAUGUUAGUAAAAUACCUCUAACAGUAUAAACCCUACCCCUAAAUUAGCCAGUAAUCCUGUAGGAAGGUACUGUAUGAUCAAAUGUUUUAAUCAUAUAAAUAGAAUGUAAAUGUAUCACUGAGCACUGUUUUCUAGUGUAUCAAAAUUCUUUUAUUUCAUCAUUUCACUUCACUGUGCUAUUGUUAUGAUGUGCUUAACAGGGAAAAUGGUUAAGUGAAAGGAAGAUAAACCUGGAUGUUACUACAAAACAAUUUAGUGACUGUUUAAAGGAUUCAAAUUUUAUCUGCCUCUUGCAAUUUGGAUCUCUUUAUGUACACAGUGCUAACAAAGAUCUUUUCCUGCACUAUAUGCAAACAGGGUAACUAAAAACAAAGCCACUUUGAACCCUUGAAGGUAUGUCCAGGUUUAUGACAGUAAUUGUGUUUACAUUUUAUGGUGCCUAGUAUUGACAAAAUGUUAUUACCCUAUAUUAAACAGAUGAAUCCCAGGACCUUUUUAUUUGUGGGUUUUAUUUCCUAUGAUGUAAACUGCCACCAGCCUUCCAAAUUUGACUUAAUGUUGCAAAGUCGGGAAAUUUAGUUGACAAAGUACCUGUUGUGUGGUUCUAAAACCUGUUCCAUUCUACCAAUGGUAAGAUCAAAUGGGGAGGAAAAAAAGGAUGGAAUGAUACCUUCCAGUGUCCUUUACCAGUACUGUACAGAAAUAUUCAAACUAAGUUGUAAGGAAUACAUGCAGAACAAAUGAAGACAAAAUUUACAUUUUGUACCACCCAAUUAACUUCUGUUAACUGACAAGCUGUUUGAACAGAUGUCCAUCAGAUGACAAUAAAGGCUGUUGUACUGAAGUAAAA
This is a messenger RNA of Ochotona princeps (American pika), 2594 nucleotides long. RefSeq names its product small ArfGAP 1 (gene SMAP1). The record is from RefSeq and is a predicted model, not a curated record. NCBI's taxonomy places the organism in Eukaryota, Metazoa, Chordata, Mammalia, Lagomorpha, Ochotonidae. Gene Ontology annotation, biological process: regulation of clathrin-dependent endocytosis. The transcript is spliced from 11 exons. Gene Ontology annotation, molecular function: metal ion binding; GTPase activator activity. The coding region runs from base 186 to 1409 and encodes 407 amino acids.